UUUUUCCCUUUUUCUUGUUUUUCUCAACUAGGGUUUUUUUCUCUUUACUUUUUUUUUUCUUGUGGGGGUAAAUUUUUUGUUGUAUUUGAUUUUGGGGUUUCAUCUUUUUUAGUGGUUGGUAUGUUAAUUUUGAAGUUGUGGGGUUCUUGUUUUGGGGGUUUGAGGGGUUUAGAGUGAAAAAGGUUGAGUCUUUUUGCUGUUUAGCAGCAAAGAAAUCAAGAAUUGUGAAAGAUGAUUGCUGAAAAACCUACUUGGAUUAGACAUGAGGGUAUGCAGAUUUUCUCCAUUGAUAUUCAACCAGGUGGCCUUAGGUUUGCUACUGGUGGUGGUGAUCACAAGGUUCGGAUAUGGAACAUGAAAUGUGUGGGUAAGGACUUGGAAGCAGAUGAAUCUACACCAAAACUUCUUUCCACACUACGUGAUCAUUUUGGGUCAGUGAACUGUGUUAGAUGGGCAAAACAUGGUCGGUAUGUUGCUUCUGGCUCUGAUGAUCAGGUGAUUCAAGUCCAUGAGAGGAAACCUGGCUCAGGAACCACAGAGUUUGGCAGUGGAGAGCCUCCUGAUGUAGAGAAUUGGAAAGUUACCAUGACAUUGAGAGGACACACUGCGGAUGUGGUGGAUCUAAAUUGGUCUCCAGAUGACUCGACAUUGGCUAGUGGUAGUCUGGACAACACCAUUCAUAUCUGGAAUAUGAGCAACGGUAUAUGCUCAGCUGUUCUGAGGGGUCACUCUAGUCUUGUUAAAGGUGUCACCUGGGAUCCGAUUGGUUCAUUUAUAGCUAGUCAAUCAGAUGAUAAGACUGUCAUCAUUUGGCGAACAAGUGACUGGAGCCUUGCUCAUAGAACUGAAGGUCACUGGGCAAAAUCUCUUGGGUCGACCUUCUUUAGGCGGCUUGGAUGGUCACCGUGUGGACAUUAUAUAACUACUACUCAUGGUUUUCAAAAGCCUAGGCACUCUGCUCCUGUUCUGGAGAGAGGAGAAUGGUCUGCCACUUUUGACUUCUUAGGACACAAUGCUCCUGUUAUUGUUGUUAAGUUUAAUCAUUCUAUGUUUCGGAGGAAUUUGGCUAAUGCUCAGGAAGUGAAAAAUGCUUCUCUUGGAUGGUCAAAUGGUUCUUCAAAAAGUGGAGGAAAAGAGUCCCAACCCUACAAUGUUAUUGCUAUAGGAAGUCAAGAUCGCACCAUAACUGUGUGGACUACAGCAAGUCCACGUCCUCUUUUUGUUGCCAAGCAUUUCUUUUCUCAAAGUGUUGUGGAUUUAUCAUGGAGCCCUGAUGGAUAUUCACUGUUUGCAUGUUCUUUGGAUGGAAGUGUAGCCACUUUCCAUUUUGAUGGAAAUGAACUAGGUCAUCAGCUAUCUGAUGCUGAAUUAGAGGAGUUGAAGAGAAGCCGCUAUGGUGAUGUUAGAGGUCGACAGGCAAAUUUAGCCGAAAGUCCAGCACAACUGUUGCUUGAAGCAGCAGCUGCAAAGCAAACUUCAAACAAAAAGCUAACUACAGAUCUUCCACAAGUUCAAGCAACAUCAAAAUCUUCUGUUGAUUUGGGUAGUGUGGUGAAGGUUCCCAAACCACAAUCUGAUAAUGGGAAAAAGACUGAAGGAGUUAACAGUGAUAGUUUAACUAAACCUGCGACUUCUACACGCUUGUCAAGUCCCGUGAAGCAAAGAGAGUACAGAAGGCCUGAUGGUCGAAAGAGGAUAAUUCCAGAAUCAGUUGGUUUUCCUAUUCAGCAGGAAAACACCUCUGGAAUUGCUCAAUCUCCUGUCGUUGAAUUCCCUAAUAUGACAGUGGACCAGAGGAAAGAUGAGAAUGGUAUGGUGCUGUCUAAUGCAAGUGUUAGAGAAGGAUUUGCAAGGAAAACAGUUAGUGUCUGUGCUAAUCAAAAGGAGCGCUCAGGUGUAACUGCUAGAGCUACCAUCAGUGAGAGCCUCAUCAUUGAGAAGGUUCCACCUUCUGCAGGCAAGGAUGGAAGCAUCAGUAUAGAACAGAUGGGAAUUGUCAAAGAUCCAUAUCAUUUGGGUACUGGUGGUACACUUUUAAUCAGGGUUUUUGAUAAUAAAGAAGGGGAGGACACUGGUCCAGUUUGCUUAGAGGCUCAACCCAGAGAACAAGCUGCCAAUGAUGUUUUAGGGACUGGAAAUUCCUUUGUAAUGAAAGAAACUGAGAUACUUUGUUCCAGGGGGACUCAAACUCUCUGGUCUGACCGGAUUUCUGGGAAAGUUACUGUUUUGGCUGGAAAUGCCAACUUUUGGGCUGUGGGAUGUGAAGAUGGCUGUGUUCAGAUUUAUACAAAAUGUGGACGACGUGCCAUGCCGACCAUGAUGAUGGGAUCUGCUGCAGUAUUUGUUGAUUGUGAUGAAUCUUGGAAGUUUUUGCUUGUCACUAGGAAAGGGUCAUUACAUCUUUGGGAUCUAUUCAACCAGAAGUGUCUCCUUCAAGACUCGUUGGCGUCCCUUAUGACCUCAGAUCCCAAGGCGAAUGCAGGCACAAUCAAAGUGAUAGCAGCAAAAUUAUCAAAAUCUGGUUUUCCUCUUGUUGUCCUCGCCACACGGCAUGCAUACCUCUAUGAUAUGAGCCUCAUGUGCUGGCUGAGGGUUGCAGAUGAUUGUUUUCCGGCUUCGAAUUUUUCAAGUUCCUGGAGUUCGGGCUCAUUGCAUGGUGGUGAACUAGCGGCAUUGCAGGUGGAUGUUAAGAAGUUCCUCGCUAGAAGGCCCGGCUGGAGCAGAGUGACUGAUGAUGGGGUACAAACACGUGCUCAUUUGGAGGCUCAGUUGGCUUCUGCUCUUGCUUUGAAGUCUCCUAGUGAAUAUCGUCAAUGCCUUUUAUCCUACGUUCGAUUUUUAGCAAGAGAGGCAGAUGAGUCACGCUUGAGAGAAGUUUGCGAGAACUUUCUUGGGCCUCCCACAGGGAUGGCUGAGGCUUCAUCCUUUAUGUCAAAUAAACCUGCUUGGGACCCUUGUGUACUUGGUAUGAAAAAGCAGAGACUCCUUAGAGAAGACAUACUUCCAGCUAUGGCCUCAAAUAGAAAAGUACAGCGGCUGCUCAACGAGUUCAUGGAUCUCCUCUCAGAAUAUGAGAUACCUGCGACAAAUCUCGAACAGAACAACGUCGCAACCACCACAUCAACUGAAAUGACUCUUGAACAGACCAAUGUUGCAACCACUACAGAUAAAAUGGAUGCUGAUCUCCCUAUGACUCAAAGAACAUCUCCCAAGACACUAAUAACUGAUCCGACUCCUUCCACAACUGUUAAUGACCGAGAGGAUCCUGCUUCUCCUGCAGUACAAUCAACUGAUCAUGUUGAGUCUAGAACACCAAUGAAAGACCCAAUGGACUCCAUUCAAGAAGGAACUGAUGAAGCUAAAUCUGUACCACCUCCAACAGAGCAAAUGAAUUUGGAUCCACCUGCAUCAGUCGAAUCGGAACCAUAUCCGUCGCCUAAGGAGAAGGUUUCUUGAUAUCUAUGUUUUCAAUAGAUUAGAUGUGAUAGUCACCUUAAAGUACUGCUGACACUACAACCGAUGCUGUGGACUGUAAACAAGAUCUUCCACAUGCAGCUUCCAGGCUGAAUGUAUUAGUGGAUGCACCUAGAAGGCAGUACCCAAGGUAUGUAACAUGAUAGACUUUUUGUGUAGUGGAGUUUGAUUCUUGUGUGACCCUAGAUAACCUUUUCAUUUUCAUUAAGAUAUCUUUGUCAUUGUUCUGAAUAUAGUUUUCUUCGCCGUGUGAAGUAAAAGGUGUAUGUACUCUUUCUCCCAUAUGAAAACAUUGAUUGAGAUCUUUGAGCAUUCA
This is a messenger RNA of Solanum dulcamara, 3790 nucleotides long. Its product is annotated as protein HIRA. Gene Ontology annotation, molecular function: nucleosome binding; protein binding. The transcript has 10 exons. Gene Ontology annotation, biological process: chromatin remodeling; DNA-templated transcription; regulation of DNA-templated transcription. Bases 232 to 3456 code for a protein of 1074 amino acids. The record is from RefSeq and is a predicted model, not a curated record. Lineage: Eukaryota; Viridiplantae; Streptophyta; Magnoliopsida; Solanales; Solanaceae. Gene Ontology annotation, cellular component: nucleus; HIR complex.